AUGGAGAAAUUGGCGAAUGUUGUUUUCCUCUGCCUUUCGAUCUUUUGUAAAUUUUGUAAUGCAAACCAGGAAAUGUACCUUCACAGGUUGUUCAAGUCCAGAAUAUCACAUAAUUUUCCCGUUUCAGAUUAUUGGGAAAAAUUGCAUGAAAGAAGAGUGUCUUCUCCUGUGUAUGCUGCACCUCAAGAUGGGCUAAUGCAAGCAGACAAGAUUGACAAGUUGCCGGGACAGCCUGAUAGUGUGGAUUUUGAUCAGUAUGCAGGGUAUGUCACAGUUGAUCCACAGGCCGGAAGAGCACUGUUUUAUUAUUUUGUUGAGUCCCCGGCGAAUUCUUCAACCAAGCCUCUGGUUUUAUGGUUAAAUGGAGGUCCAGGAUGUUCAUCCUUUGGAUAUGGAGCUAUGGAGGAAUUGGGCCCUUUUAGAGUCAAUAGCGAUGGAAGAACUCUUUUUCGAGAUAAUUAUGCAUGGAAUAAUGUGGCAAAUGUGAUUUUCUUGGAAUCACCUGCGGGCGUUGGUUUCUCUUAUUCAAACACGUCGUCUGAUUAUUACAACGAGAGUGAUACUAGCACUGCUAAUGAUUCCUAUAUUUUCCUUGUCAACUGGCUUGAGAGGUUUCCACAAUACAAAACCCGGGACUUCUACAUUACUGGCGAGAGUUAUGCCGGUCAUUACGUGCCACAGCUAGCAUACACAAUAUUGCUUAACAACAAGAACCCAAAUCAAACUGUUAUUAAUCUAAAAGGGAUUUCUAUAGGAAAUGCAUAUAUUGAAGACUGGACAAUCUCACCAGGAUACUACGAUUAUUUUUGGUCACAUGCCUUGAACUCAGACGAGACUCAUAAAGGGGUCUUUACAUUCUGUGACUUUGUGAAUGUCACUGUAUCAGACAAAUGCCAUGAUUUUAUACAUAAAGCUUACAAUGAGCUGGGAGUUAUUGACACAUUCAACAUUUAUGCUCCACGGUGCCAGAACCCUGUACUUAAAAACGAAUCAACCGGUUCUAUUAACUUCUUUGAUCCCUGCUCGGAUACAUACGUGGAACGUUACUUGAAUACUGCAGAGGUUCAAAGGGCUCUUCAUGUAAAACCUACAAAUUGGACUUUUUGCAGCCCUUAUGAAUUCACAGACAUGCCGAUAACUGUUUUGCCAAUCAUUGAGAAUCUCAUGGCUAGUGGCUUGAAGAUCUGGCUAUACAGUGGUGACUUAGAUGCAAAUGUUCCGGUGACAGCCACCAGAUAUGCAAUAAACAGACUAAAGCUUCAAAUUAAGAAUAUUUGGCGCGCAUGGUACCUUAACGACGAGGUCGGAGGAUACGUGGUGGAAUACAAAGGAUUAACAUUUGUAACAGUGAGAGGAGCCGGACAUGCUGUUCCGAGCUAUCAGCCUCAGCGCGCUCUUACUAUGAUUUCUUCCUUCCUUCAAGGGACACCUCUUCCCUUCUACUGA
Fraxinus pennsylvanica is the source of this 1446-nucleotide messenger RNA. The record is from the annotation of a GenBank genome assembly. NCBI's taxonomy places the organism in Eukaryota, Viridiplantae, Streptophyta, Magnoliopsida, Lamiales, Oleaceae.